CGUUGAGCGCGACAACUGGAAUUGGCUUAAAAGUAUAUAAUAUCUAAACAAUAUUAUUUGCCACUAAAUUAAGCAGUGUUGCAUGCAACAACUCUUGUCUGGCAGCUGGAGACAAAGUAUACAUAUGCAACAGCAUAAUAACAAUAACAACAAAUAUCAAAUUUGUGAUGUGUGUUUAACCGUGUGUGCUUCUGUGUGUAUGUGUGCUAAAGUGUGUGUGACUAGUGAAAUACUCGUGUGCUAUUGUUUGCUGCUACUGUUGCGGCAACUGCAACUGCAAACAACAGUCGCCCGCCCGCUACUUUGUGCCACAUAUUAGGCAACUGCAACAACAGCGACUAGCUGAUUUUUUUAUGGGCCAACUCAAUGCAAAUUUAACACACAAAACGCUUUACUUUUUUCUUGGUGUGGCAAGCAAAACUCAAGCCGUGUAAUUGCCACCAAAAUUUAUGUUGCAGCUGCAGCUAAUUCAAAAUACAACAAAAUAAACAACAUUUAAACGCUUUUUAAUUCAACUAGCUUAAAAAAUUGCACGCGUUUUUAAGUCGCGCGCGUUUACUUAGGCGCGGUUUUUACCUUGCGGCUCGUAGAUUGGAUUGGAAAGUGGAUUUGUUGUCUGUCGCCUGGCUGAUUGGACUGUGUUUGCUUUGUCAAAAGGUCAAAAGAAACACAUUAACAACGGCAACAAAUCAAGCAACAGCCAGCUUAGCAACAUCAUUUAACUGGCAACAUUCGCGUUUAGCAACAUGUUGCCAAGGCUCACGUUCGCUGUGCUGAUCGUCUUUUGUGGAUAUUUGCUGUUUACGGAUUGCCGUGAAACGGAACGCUCGAAGCGCACAAAACGCCCACGCGCACCGGAACCGGUCAACUUCGAGCCGGAGCCGCAGCAGGAUCUGGAGAAUGAGGACACCGGCAGCCAGGAGAAGGAUCUGCCCGAAAUACCCGAUAACUUUUUAAGUCCCUCGGUGCGCGAAUAUCUGGAGCUGGGCAAAUCCAUACCGGGUCGACCCGGCGUGGACUAUCCGAUACUCUCUGCCGUACCCUAUACGAACUUCUACUGUGACGAGCAGUCCUACCCGGGCUUCUUUGCGGACAUGGAAACUAGAUGCCAGGGCUGGCACUAUUGCGACAUUGAUGGACGUCAGGCCUCGUUUCUUUGCCCCAAUGGCACACAGUUCUCUCAGGCGGUCUUCGUCUGCGACUGGUGGUUCAAUGUACGCUGCGAUAUCUCCCCCCGGCUGUAUGCGAUCAAUGCGCGUCUCUAUCAGCGCCCCAAGGUGAAUCCAACGCGACCACAUCGCAUCAUUACCAAGCAGCUGGUCGAAGAUAUAUUUACUUGAGCUGCAUACCUUAUUAAUAGACUUUAUUUAACAUAGUUUUGUCGACGACUAUUAGUGGUUAGAUUUGGUUUCUUUUGCCACGGGCAUACUUAUCCAUCAUGUGUUUUAGAUGUUUCUGAUUAAGUUUUGGACAGCAUUCGGCUAAAAGAUUUAUUUUUACGUAUUAAAGUAAACUGGAAAUAUAAACUUCUCAAGCGCGCGGUGUUUUCUCAAAUAGUCGCUAAUAAGAACUUUUUUUAAAUAUUAAGAGCCAAAUGUUGGAUUUAGGAAUCGUAAAUUUUCUUGUAUUCAAAAAUAACCUUUCAAAACCUGGAAGUAAGGUUAUAAUUUGCAAACGAUACCUGUAAUAAAAUCUGAGCAGAAUAACGAACUAUAAAAUAUAUGUGAAUAGAAACUGUCUUCGAAAUUGAAACUGUCUUCGAAAUUGCGGCUCAUAAAAAAUAAAUAUGUAUAAAUAUUCCUAGAAACCAAUAAGUACAUAUAUAAAGUUUGUCAUAUGACGCUCAUAUCGAGAAUAAA
Drosophila novamexicana is the source of this 1859-nucleotide messenger RNA. RefSeq lists its product as uncharacterized. Gene Ontology annotation, molecular function: chitin binding. The record is from RefSeq and is a predicted model, not a curated record. The transcript is spliced from 4 exons. Gene Ontology annotation, cellular component: extracellular region. Lineage: Eukaryota; Metazoa; Arthropoda; Insecta; Diptera; Drosophilidae. Bases 747 to 1340 code for a protein of 197 amino acids.